Messenger RNA from Arabidopsis thaliana (thale cress), 409 nucleotides. RefSeq names its product citrate synthase-like protein. The record is from RefSeq and is marked reviewed. The coding region runs from base 1 to 252 and encodes 83 amino acids. The transcript has 4 exons. NCBI's taxonomy places the organism in Eukaryota, Viridiplantae, Streptophyta, Magnoliopsida, Brassicales, Brassicaceae.
AUGGUAUUCAGACAUUUGAUCAUUCCCUUUAACUUAAACAACAAUAGGGGCAGAUUUCAUGUAGUGAUCAAGCUCUUCUCUCUCUAUUCUAGAGAAACUUCAUACACAAACACAACUUUCAACUUUCAGGACCGUUCGAAGAAACUGAAAUUAAAACAUGGAAAGGUUCCAGUGGGGAACAUCACCGUUGAUAUGGUACUUGGUGGAAUGAGAGGGAUGACCGGAUUACACAAUCGUAACCUCAUUGCUUGAUGCAGAUGAGAUUGAAGGCUGAAGAACUGAUGGCUUAAAGGACGAGUGAAGGCUGUUACCUCCGGAGACUGCUUAGUGAUCACGGCUUUGAGCCACAACAGAGCUGGACCUCCACCGGAAAAGACCAUUACUUUUUCUUCUCUUAUGGCACCUAAGA